Canis lupus familiaris (dog) is the source of this 2672-nucleotide messenger RNA. It is a transcript of the gene RCBTB2, whose product is annotated as RCC1 and BTB domain containing protein 2. The record is from RefSeq and is a predicted model, not a curated record. The coding region runs from base 516 to 2171 and encodes 551 amino acids. The transcript has 15 exons. Lineage: Eukaryota; Metazoa; Chordata; Mammalia; Carnivora; Canidae. Gene Ontology annotation, molecular function: protein binding.
CGGCCCGGUUCUAGGAGCCUCCGGGCUUUGCACCUUCCCGGACCCGGCCCGGUUCUAGGAGCCUCCGGGCUUUGCACCUCCCAGGACCCGGCCCGGUUCUAGGAGCCUCCGGGCUUUGCACCUCCCAGGACCCGGCCCGAGCCUGGCCUCGCCCCCGGCCUCGCCCCCUUCUGCUCCUUGGGCUAGUUUGGUGACUCCUGAGGCUGCUUGGAGCAGUUUUUGACCACGUCACUACGGUGCCUGGUCCUCUUACACGAUGUGCUGAUGCAGGCAUUUGGGGGCUGGAGUACUCCAGUCACAUUGACUUUAUUCUAGAAGACAACUUUACAAGGAUCUAGAAGGAACAGAAUUAAAGAUGACUGAAUACGGGGCUCCAGAAAUUUAGGACAAUCAGUUUAGCAAAUCAUAUACUCUUCAGUGGAGCUGAGAACUGAUAAGUCUGCUCUGCACGGUGAUUUGGAGCUUUCCAAUCCCAGGGAAAACUUGACUAAGGGACUGCACAGGACUGAAUCCAUAUGGAAGAAGAGCUUUCCCUUUCCUAUGGAGAAAGUGGCAAGCCAGUACAGGCUACUCUGUCAUCUUUGAAGAUGUUAGAUGUGGGAAAGUGGCCAAUUUUCUCCCUUUGUUCCGAGGAGGAACUGCAGUUAAUUCGUCAGGCCUGUGUCUUCGGCAGCGCCGGCAAUGAAGUCUUAUAUACCACAGUAAACGAUGAGAUUUUUGUGCUUGGCACAAACUGCUGUGGCUGUUUGGGAUUAGGUGACGUCCAGAGUACCAUUGAACCUCGGAGACUGGAUGCUUUAAGUGGCAAAAAAAUAGCCUGCCUCAGCUAUGGGAGUGGCCCCCAUAUUGUCCUUGCGACCACAGAAGGAGAAGUCUUUACCUGGGGUCAUAAUGCUUAUAGCCAGCUGGGCAAUGGGACAACUAAUCAUGGUUUAGUGCCCUGUCAUAUUUCUACUAAUUUGUCAAACAAACAAGUCACUGAAGUUGCCUGUGGGUCUUACCAUUCUUUGGUGCUAACAUCUGAUGGAGAGGUAUUUGCUUGGGGCUAUAAUAACUCCGGACAGGUAGGAUCUGGAUCAACAGCCAAUCAGCCGAUCCCUCGAAGAGUCACAGGCUGCUUACAAAAUAAAGUUGUUGUGAACAUAGCAUGUGGGCAGAUGUGUUCGAUGGCAGUAGUGAAUACUGGGGAGGUCUAUGUCUGGGGUUACAAUGGAAAUGGGCAGCUUGGACUUGGCAGUAGCGGCAACCAGCCAACUCCCUGUAGAAUAGCAGCUCUGCAAGGCAUUCGCAUCCAGCGGGUUGCCUGUGGCUAUGCACACACAUUAGUUUUAACAGAUGAAGGCCAAGUGUAUGCUUGGGGUGCAAAUUCUUAUGGUCAGUUGGGCACUGGCAAUAAAAGUAACCAGUCCUAUCCUGCGCCUGUCGUCGUGGAAAAGGACAGGAUCGUGGAGAUCGCGGCCUGCCACUCGGCGCACACGUCGGCGGCCAAGACCCAGGGCGGGCACGUGUACAUGUGGGGCCAGUGCCGGGGCCAGUCGGUGGUCCUGCCUCACCUCACCCACUUCUCCUGCACCGACGACGUGUUCGCCUGCUUCGCCACGCCUGCCGUCUCGUGGCGCCUCCUGUCCGUGGAACCUGACGACCACCUUACAGUGGCCGAGUCGCUCAAGAGGGAAUUUGACAACCCCAACACGGCGGACCUGAAAUUCCUGGUGGAUGGGAAGUACAUUUACGCGCAUAAAGUGCUGCUCAAAAUUAGGUGUGAGCACUUCCGCUCCUCCCUGGAGGACCACGAGGACGACACGGUGGAGAUGAGCGAGUUCUCGUACCCGGUCUACCGCGCCUUCCUCGAGUUCCUGUACACCGACCGCGUCAGCCUGCCCCCCGAGGAGGCCGUAGGCCUGCUGGACCUGGCGACCUUCUACCGCGAGAGCCGCCUGAAGAGGCUGUGCCAGCAGACGAUCAAGCAGGGCAUCUGCGAGGAGAACGCCAUCGCCCUGCUGUCGGCCGCCGUGAAGUACGACGCCCAGGACCUAGAGGAGUUCUGCUUCAGGUUCUGCAUAAACCACCUGACUGUGGUGACGCAGACGUCGGGCUUUGCGGAGAUGGACCACGACCUGCUCAAGAACUUCAUCAGCAGAGCCAGCCGGGUGGGGGCCUUCAAGAACUGAGCCGCCGGGCGUCGCCGCGACCCCGUCCUCCCCCGAGACGCCGGAGCCGGACGCCGCGCUGCUGACCCCCCCGCCCGCGUCCCGCCGCGCCCCCCCCGGCCCCAGCUGGCUCCAAGCAGCGGCGGGGACGGCCGGAGCCCCAAGGACCCACCUUGGCGUCCGUCCACCGGAGCCCUUACGCUGUCACCAGGCGGCGGGACGGCCAGCAGGGCCCUUCCCUCGCCUUACGGGGUGGCCUCUGGCCGCCUCGGCCUCGUGCGCAGCGGCGCUGAGCCCCGGGCCGCCCCCGCGCCCCGCCGGCCUCCCCAGGCCUCCCCAGGCCGAGGCGGGGCAGGGCGGGGCACAGCAGGGCGGGCAACAGCGAGCGGCCCGGGGCCCCAGCCGUUCCGCGCUCUCAUGCCCGGUCCACCAGGUCCCACGUGCAGACGCCCUUCGGGAUUAGAAACCCGGGCCUGACGCCCAACUAUUUGAUAAUAAAGCGCUUGUUUGCAGAUAAUAGGA